UCCUCCCAUUUUGCUAACAGAUGGCAGCGUAAUCAGCCGUCAUGAGAACUAGGUCGAGAGAAAUAUUUCAUGAUCAAGUUUUAACGCUAUUUUAGAAUUGUACGAUUCAAUUAUUAUAGAAAUUACAGUUAACUAAUCGUAAUAUUAUGGUACUUUUUAUCGCAUAACUCACAAACCCUUAAAACGUCGGCAGAAGUAAAGGUGACUUAUGGGGCACUAGCCGUGAGUAAAAAUGGCUGACAAGCACAGUUUGAACUAUGAUGUGAGAGAGCUCAAAUUAGGUGCCAGCUUCACCAACAAUAAGGCGUCACAAUACCAUACCAUUAAAUAUGAUUUCAAACCCGCUUCAGUGGAUGUUAACAAGAUGGCGACGGUGGAUGUUGGCACUAAUAAUCAAGUGACAGUCACAGUGCCACACUUAGAUGGCGCGGGGGUGCCGCACACAGUGUUCAAGGGCAGCCAGCGGCCCUACACCAAGGAGUGCGUGCUCAUCAUCGACCGCGUCACCGGCGAGAUCACCCUCGAGAAGCUCUCCAGCAAUAUACAAGUUAAAAAGACGAGACAAGAGUCAGCUCAGAAGGCGCGGCCGUUGACCCCGGUGACGUCAGAGCUGACCAACACCACGCAGCGGUCCACGUCCCGGACGCGGGUCGCCACCAACAAGCGGGGGACCUCACACACGAGCGCGCUUGCCGCGGGCCCGGGCGCCCCGCAGGCGGCGUCCAGCGCCCCCCGCUACGGCUCCGGCGCGGUGCAGAAGACGCCGCCCAACAUGGUGCGCUCCCCGCCGAGGCAGAAGACCUCGCCGCCGCAGGCUCCUGGUUGGUCAGCGGGCGGCAACAGCACGCUAGCGUCUCUACCAAUGAUAGGCUUCGACGAGGCGCCGGCGCCCGCGCCCCCGCCCCCGCCGCACAACGGGUACACCCCCGCGCCCCCCGCACCCCCGCGAGCGCCCGAGCGAAGGGAGCCAGAGCGACGGGAGCAAGAACGAAGGGAGCAAGAGCGGAGGGAAGAGAAAGUGUACCAGGAGCGAAUGCCGCCUGUCGAUAGGAGUCAGCCGAUGAUGCGGUCCGACCUCGGGAACUCUGUGACUCACGGCGUAGCGGAUCAGAGCUCGUCGAGUUCCUCAAGUGACAGCGGCAGCGACUCCGGCAGUGACAGCGAUAGCGACGACAACGACGCGCCCGCGCCGCCGCCGACUGUGCCUAAUGGUGCAGCCCCGCUACCGACAGACGUGCUAAACGACGACCUCUGCCUCUCGGAGUCGGGCUCCGACAGCGACUGACGACGGAACUGUCGCCGCGGCGUCGCGUAGCGGGCCGGAGUGCGCGCCCCACUGGUCACCGACACUAGCGGUCCGGAGUACGCGCCCCGCCCACAGGUUACCAACACUGCUGUCACUUCACUGCGGACCGGGUUAAAUAGCUAGCCGUUCAGGGCCUUAUCACAAAAACUUGACAGUGUUCAACUGAUGUUUAGCGCUGUCGAAUGCCUUAUAAAUCUGUUAAAUAUCAUUCUGAGCACCCGGUAAACGUUGUUAAAUAUUUUCGUGGUUAUACGGUUGGUGUUUUUUGUAUGCUACUUUUCUUUUUCUUCAUAAGCCCGAUUCACGCAUUGUUUAGUGCUAGUGUUAAGCAGACGUAAAUUGCUCUGGGCUUGUUGUAUAAUAUUUGCGUAACUUUUGAAUCUAUCAUACACAAAUUCCGUCCGCAAUGUACGUCUACUAAACAUCCAGGCUUAACAGUGUGUGAUGCGAGCUUUACGUCAAACAUUGUAUGACAAAGGCGAACAUAAUAAUGUUUUUAUACCCGUACUCCUUGAACCUGAAAUGUAAACUUAAUUUAGUACUAUAUAUUACCUAUACAUAUAGUAAACCACUUCAGCUUGUACUUAUAUUGUUGAUAGUGAGGGACGACCUUCACCAUCAUCUGCAUAAUAAUACUUAGUUAAAAAAAAACUCAAAUACAGAUUGUCGCAACAUACAGUGGCAUUGCAAUCAAAAUUAUGGUCACAUAACUAGAGAUUCUGAAUAGACAUUCACAUAUAUAUGUGGCCACGUUUCGGUCUUGAAUAGGUAUUGACCUAAAAGUUAAAUUGUAAAUGCUUUAUUAUCAGAUAACAAUACAAUCGUGAUAUUCACGCCGAUAUACGAAAUUUUAUAUUAAUAUUUUCCCCACAACUGUUCGUCUUCGAUACGAACAAUAUUUUGGUCAGUUGUAGGUUUAAUUCGCGAACUUAAUUAGAAGACAUAAAUAAUUAAAUACAUUAGGGUUUUAUUUUAUUUUAUCGGAUGUGUAAGUAAAGUAAAAACACCAAGUUUGUGCCUAUUAUUCUGAUGGCCGAAUUCCAAUAUGUACCGACCUAAACAAUUCUGCUUUUUGUAGGAAGCAAAAAUAAAUAAGUCCUUCUAUUAUGUAUGUUAUGUAUAAUGAAAUAAAUAUAUUUUACCCACAACAAAAUAUACACUUCUUGGAGAGGCAUGUGUCAGCAGUGGUCGAUUGUUGGCUAUUGAUGAAUAUGUUUAGAUAAAAAUACAGUCACGUACUCAUUACUACUGAGAAAAAUACGCAAAUUAAUACUAUGGUUACAGCAUCUGUCACGGGGUUAAUAGUAAUUAAAUACUGGAUUAUUGCACUGCCAUAAGUUUACUACCGCAUUUUUAUCCUCCAUGCGAUCAAGCUCAACGUAAUACGAACUUUACUGUCUUCCAUACUAGAAACCAUGCUAACAUACUAACGAACUUUCUAAUUCUGAAGUCAAAAAGUCUCAAAUAAUGGCGUUUUCGGGCACAUAUAUUGGAAUUUUAUUUAAGUAAGAAUAAUUAAAUCUUAAUAUAUUUAGAUACGCUCGGGAUUAGGCUCUCUUGCAAUGUAAAAAAAAUAGCUUAUGACACCAGCUAGUCUGUAAUUAUAUAUUUACUUCGGUUGUGCUCUGGCAGUGUCUGUAUAUUGUGACGAUUAUUAUGUACAUAAGGUAUGCAUAUGUAUUCUGUAUAUUGAUUCGAAGGUUUUUUCAGAGAGCUUGCUUGAGAGCGUUAUGAUAUUGUAAGAGGUUUUAGAUCAGACCGUCUCUUGACCUAUAUGUAUUGCUAAUGAUAAACUUUUGUAAAUAGGGCGUUUUGUAACUUAAACUAGUUUCAAAUUCGCCAAGACUUUCACGAAAUUGUAGCACUUACAUUGACGAAUUUAUUUAAUUAUACUUACUAGAUUUAUUUUUGUUGAUGAAAUUCGCAUAUUACUUACAAUACAUAAGCGUUAAACGAUUAAAGUGAUAAAAUGAACACCAGAAAUAGGUAACCCAUUUUUUGUAAAUAAUAUAUUGUAUUACCUUGACUUGAUAUCGAAAGCUUAAAUGAAUAAAACUAUUUAACGUUUUUAUAUAGUUUUAAGAUGAUACUCAGAUAUGAAGGUAAAAUGGUCCUAUUAGGGAUUAAGUAAGAUCUGUCUAUUUUUUAUCGAGGACUGUUUUCAGAUUGACCAGAGUGUAUGUGAUUUUUAACUAUUUUUAAUGUCAAGUUGCACGGUCAUGGAGUCUCGCUAGAUUAAAUUUUAAUUUAAUUCUGGAUAUAUAUUUUUUGCCAUUACCUAAUACAUACUCCUUUAGUAUAAAGGUUAUUUUACCCUAUGUCAUAGUUACACUAUGGAUUGUGAAUGUUAUUAAGAGUAAGCAUUUAAUAAGUGCUAAGAUCUUAGCAGAUUCAAUAAUUUAAUCAUAUAUUUUACGAUACGCUAGUGGCAACACAGAUGGCAAAUCUAAAAUGACUGUAAAAUAGUGAUUGUAAUUAUUGUGUCUCUUAUUAUCUUAUGAGCUUAUGAAAUAAACAUUUAUGAGAAUUGUUAGAGCUUGUUAAUAAGUUCUCGUGUUAAGGCUCGUUUGAUUUUGUUAAGAAUACCUACAUAUUAUGUUAAAUUCUUCAUUUGCAAUAAAUAUUUAAAUAAAAUUAAUAUUUUGUGAA
Plutella xylostella (diamondback moth) is the source of this 3955-nucleotide messenger RNA. The record is from RefSeq and is a predicted model, not a curated record. NCBI's taxonomy places the organism in Eukaryota, Metazoa, Arthropoda, Insecta, Lepidoptera, Plutellidae.